Molecule: messenger RNA, 1832 nt
Organism: Danio rerio (zebrafish)
Lineage: Eukaryota; Metazoa; Chordata; Actinopteri; Cypriniformes; Danionidae
Source: RefSeq, a predicted model, not a curated record
GCUGUAUACUGUAUGCGUAGGACUUUAUCAUUAUAAAAUAUCAUCACAACGGUUAUUGGCAUUCACCCAUUUAUUUGCAGGACGAUCUAGUAUUAUUAGCAGCCAUUCAAAACUCCUCACAUGUUGACUAGUGUGAAAAAGACUCAUUACAUCACACUGUUGUCCUCUAAUCUGCUUAACGCAGCUUGUGUUGUGUACAAAUAAAAACGCAUCUUGAGUUUGUUACCUGCGUGCAACACUUCACUUGUCCAAAUAGUGCGUAACUCCUCAACAAGAAAACAAAGUGUGUGUUUUGUAAGUGUGCGUGUGUGUGCGUCAUGUUGAGCAGGUGUGAGCGGCUCAGGUGAACAGCCAAUGUCUUGAGUGUGGUGUCAGUGGAUUAGUGGAGCAGAGAAGUUAACACACAGACAAACACACAUGCACACGUGUCCCAGAGUGAAGAAACAACAGACGCACGCCGGACACAAACACACAGAUAAGGUUGAAAUGUCCUGUCUGGAUGAGGUUUCCUUCAAGAUCCCUCUGGGCUUUCUUGAAGAUGCAAAGGAAGAAGUUGAGCUCAUUUCCGCUCCGGAAAUCCCUCUUCCAGACUACCUGAAGAUCCUGCAGGAAACUGAGUAUGUGUUCAGCCUGGAGAACUGGGUACUCACGGGUCUACAGGGCGGUUACUCCACCCUGAGCCCCCGAUCUUCCUGUGAGCUGACGGCGACCUGUCCUCCAUACUGGAUGAUGUUCAGCAGCCCUCAGGAGAGCCGCUUGGCCAGCCGCUGGAGCAGUGACUUCUGGGAACCAAAUCCUCGCCCACGCAGUCGCAGCUUAAACGCGGCUCACUACCGCAACAUGAACACCAGAGUCAAAUUCACCAUUUCUGACUCUGAGGAUGAAGAGUUUGCCGAAGAGGAUGGAGGUGCUGAGGGCGAAGCACAGCCCAAACAGAGAGAUUUGGCUUUGGAGAGACAAGGACCAGAGUUGAAAGACUUGCGCACUUGUAGAUCACCAAACUUUCUCAGCCUGCCUUCACCUUGCAGCCUCUCCGCACAGAACGGCCGACCCUCGUCCCUCUGCAGGCUUAAUUCUCCACAAAGACACUUCCAGAGGAGCACAUCUGCACAUUCUAACGCCUGUCCUGCAGCCUCAGCCAAUCAGCUGCAGUCUGAAGGCACAAACUAUUCCUCUCCAAAGGCCCAGAGUUCAUGGUGUCCCCCGGCCCCUUCACGGCCACUCAAUUCCCACGCUGCCGUCCUGGACUCGUCUGUGGAGCUGCUGUCGGCGCUGAGCCCAGAGGAGCGGGACCUGCUGGCGGCCGUCACUGAGCAGGGGUACCCGCUGAGGACCGCCAUCAUAGCCCUGCAGAAAACCGGCCAGCAGAGUCCAGAGCAGAUCUUGAGUUAUCUGGUGGCGUGUGAUCGCUUAUGUGAACGAGGCUAUGAGGAAGCCCAGGUUGAAGAAGCUCUUGAGAUGUUUCAGAACUGCGAGACUAAGGCUGAGGAGUUCCUGCAUCUUCUGGCUCAGUUUAAUGAAAUGGGCUUCCAGCAAAACGCCAUUAAAGAGGUCCUUCUGGUGCACGAAAACCACCGCGAGCGAGCGCUGGAGGAGCUGAUGACCCGUGUGGCCUGAUCCAGAAUCAGAAUAAUCAUGAUAUCAGGGUUUGUACUGUUCUCUGAGCUGCUGCUUAUUUAUCACACGCUGAACUGUGUUUAUUCAUUAUUGUGUUAUUAUAGACACACAGUCAACACAGGCUCGUUGUGGAUACGUACCCCUGUCUACAUUUCUGGAGAGUUCGAAUUACAAUAUAGCCAGAGGUACAUCUGGCUGCAUUAUGUCAUUAAAAU